Aureobasidium melanogenum CBS 110374 is the source of this 903-nucleotide messenger RNA. RefSeq lists its product as uncharacterized. Lineage: Eukaryota; Fungi; Ascomycota; Dothideomycetes; Dothideales; Saccotheciaceae. Bases 1 to 903 code for a protein of 300 amino acids. The record is from RefSeq and is a predicted model, not a curated record. The transcript has a single exon.
AUGUCAACUGUAGUCAACAUCACCCCUCAGCCUAACAGUCAAAAGCGCAAGGGUGGCCGCGCACCAUUACCAGAGGUAGAAGAGAAUUUCACGCGAUUGCCGCCAGGACCCGGCGACAGGACCGAACGCGCAGUAUGCAAGCAUUGCCAAAAAGAACGUAGCUGGCACACGACCGAGCUGGUCAAGCACCUCGACAAAUGCGUUCAAUACACGCCCUCCAAACGCGCAAAGUUCACGAGACCAUGGCGCAUUGAAAGGCCCGGUGACACCCGCUCUCCAAACCAGCCACAAUCUCAGCAACCGUCACCACAACAAUUGCAGAAUGCAACCAUCGAUCUCUCCAACCCGAAUGUGCGGGUCGGCUCAAAUGCCAUGUUCCAAUGGGACGGCGGAGUGGUCGCUGGACGACUGCUGACUACCAGCAACGCCGAUUCUAGGCCGGGAGAAGAGCAGCCUGAUGGUUUACAAGACAGCGGCCGGCAACCAGGACCCGAGCCACGGCCACAACAACAACAACAACAACCCAACCAUCACAUCCUGCACACUCCCUCCCAAUCUCUCGGCGGAAACACAGACUACACGAAUACACCGAAUUUUGCCCCAACAACCAACGGCCAACCACAACUCUCAACGAACAGGCCAUCUGCACUCCCUCCACCAGUCAAUGACCCGGACCAACGACUGCACAGCUUCAUAGAGUACGAAAGAGGUGCCACGGCAUGGCAAACUCGACCCGAAGACCUAGAGGCCAUUGAGGCAUGGUUACAACACCAUCGGGUUGAUAUUGAAGACAUCAAAGAAAUCACCGACACUAGAUGGGUAGACUCAUGGCAGUUGAAGCUGGGUGACUUAUACAGGAUCAAGAGGGAUGUGCAGACCUUCAAGGUCUUUUCUACACGCUAG